This is a messenger RNA of Anastrepha ludens (Mexican fruit fly), 2123 nucleotides long. RefSeq lists its product as uncharacterized. The record is from RefSeq and is a predicted model, not a curated record. The coding region runs from base 359 to 1519 and encodes 386 amino acids. Lineage: Eukaryota; Metazoa; Arthropoda; Insecta; Diptera; Tephritidae. The transcript is spliced from 4 exons.
CAACCCUGCAUGGAUUCGUUUCUUUUCUCUAGAAGAUUUUCUAAUAGCUGCACGCGAACUCCGCGAUUGUCUUCUAUAAGUUUAAUUUUCAAUAUAUUGUUAAACGCAUAGUGCCAAUUGCAGUAGAGUAUACGCAUCCAAGCAAUAACAUAAACAAAAAACCUGGUCUUUGCUAAAAAUUUUCUUUGUUAUUUAAGUAACUCGAUUUUGCCAACCAGUGCGGACUAAAGGUAUUAUCUUGGAAUAUUUGCAGAAAAUGAGAACUUCAAGUGUGGUUCAAUAUGCGCUUCGUAUGAGUUUUGGACAGGCAGAAAUAUAAAAAAACGCCCGCGUACGUUACCGCUUUCACAUUACUAUCAUGGAACAGAGCAUAUAUCAACCUGGAGAUAUCUGCCCGAAUUGCCAGCAGAAUGGCAUGCACCAUCGAUUACGCAGCUUUUAUAUUGACAUAAAUGAGCAAAUAGUUAAAUGUGAAAGCCUCUCCUGCCUGUAUCCGUACAUAAAUGACUUUUCUGAUUCUGAGGACGAUGGAAUGACCGAAGAAAGGCAUAUAAACGCUUCAAAAUCAUCUUCCACACCAUCUUUUGCUGCAAGUUCCAAUGCCAAUGAUAAUUUGGAUGAUACAGAAAGCGUGCGCUUUGUGGAGGCACUACUUUGUAUUAAUGGCAAUAAUAAUGGUGCUGAGGCAUUAAGUGCGUUAGGGCGCGCUGUAGAGACUAACUCAUCGUCAUCUUCCUUCACACUGCAACCUUCUAGUCGUGAUCCGCCAAUGGACGACCAUGUCGAAAGCGCUUCGCCAAUGGCCGACCAUGUCGACAGUGCGCCGCCAUCUUUUUCAGUAAAAUUUGACACUUUCGAGUCCAUGUCACAUCCUAAUGACAAAAUGACUGAACAGGAAGGUGUAAGCUUUAUUGACUCACUGUUCAGUAAUUGUGAAACUCAAGCGUCAGUUGCACCUAACAAUAAUGUGAUAGGAAAUCAACUAACUACACAAGCAAGCACUGCAUCUGUUGAUAUGCCAGUAUUAAAUUUCGAUUUUACGGAUAUGCAACCUCCUAAUGCUGACGAAUACUUACCGGCUAAGAAAAAACAAAAAUCACAAAUUGAAAUUCAGUGUAUACAAACAGUGAAAGCAGGAUUUACCAAUAGGAAUAUUGAAAGUAUUAUUAAAUGCGAAAGGGAGACAGAAAACGCAAAAGAAGAAAAAUCUAUAGAGCAAACCACUAAAACUAAGUGCAUUACAAAAGAAGUAGGUGUAACAACAGAAACUACUACGGUAACGCCAAAGGUAGCAGACUCGAAUAGCGAAAUGCGCAUAUCGCGUUACUUUGAGGCCUUGCAAAUGAAGCUAGGAAAUCUGCAAAAAUCACAAACAAAAGAAGAAACGUCAGUGGAGCGUAAGAAGCGUAAGAAGCAGCCUCCUCGUUCUAAUGUGCAGCAGCAACCAAAGUCAGACAAUGCAGCUGGGCGUAGAUUAGUCAACGUGCUACAGGUGUUACAGAGUAAAAAGCAGAAAUGAGCAGACACUUUUUGGUUGCGAUUAUGCAGUUAGGCGUAUUUAGCUGCAGUUAAAAUUAUAUCAGGCAAUGGCAAAACUUCGAGUGUACGAGUAUUUCUGCCAUGAAAAAGCUCCUCAUAAAAACCAUUUGCCACUUGGAGUCGGCUUUAAACUGUAGUUGCCGCGAUUUGUAUAAAUCCUCAAGACAAACACCACAAACAGGAGGAACAGACGGCCGAACAACUAACUGAAGAGUACGCGCCAAUUAUUUACUUAUUUUUAGAUUUAUAAUAAGUCUAUAUGUAUGAUAGAUAUGUACAUACGACGGGCAAAUACAUACAUACAUACACUCGUAUGAAUUCCCACGGUUUGUUUAUCAAUUCAAACAAUUUGUUGACCAAACAAAACGUAAUUUGUUAUUACUGAUAAUUUAACAUAUUUUAUUGCUAUUAUCUUCUAUAAUUAUUAAUUUUUAUUAUAAUUGAACUGAUAAACAUAAGAUUUUUUUUAAAUUUUUAUAUUGAUAAGAAAACUAAUGUAAUUUUUUAACACUACAAUACAUUUUUUCUUAAUAUCUGAUAUUAUUUUCCAAUUCCAAAAUAAAAAUGAAACUUAAAUCACUGCA